Messenger RNA from Talaromyces proteolyticus, 684 nucleotides. RefSeq lists its product as uncharacterized. NCBI's taxonomy places the organism in Eukaryota, Fungi, Ascomycota, Eurotiomycetes, Eurotiales, Trichocomaceae. The coding region runs from base 1 to 684 and encodes 227 amino acids. The record is from RefSeq and is a predicted model, not a curated record. The transcript has 2 exons.
AUGGCUGAAUUACGCAUCGAGGAGUAUAUGCAUUUCGAUCCCGUGACUGAGCAGCUGGGUUCAGAUACAAACAUGAACUCGAAGACACAGCAUACUUGGCUUUAUCGGGAGAAACCUCACGAUGACAUAGUCAAAGAGGUCGUAGAGGUGGUGGAGAAAACCCCAAUGACGAAGUGGAAAAAUCUUGAGUGGGCCCGCGCUGGCUGGGACACAGAACUACUGAGGGUGCUGCAGGCGUUUUUGGAUCACGGCCGUGUCACUGAUGACGAGAAGAUUCUCAAUGCCAAGCUCCCUGGCGCCCCGGUUGUCGUCCGUUACACCCCCGACAACGACGAAGACGAGAAGCCAACACCUUAUUGGCUUUGUCCACAGGACUACCAGGACGCCCGGGUGCUGAUUCGCCCCUUGUCGAAUACAUUUCGCAUGCGCGUGUACGAUGUACCCCCCACAGUCUCUGUGGACGAUGUUAGAUCGGAAGAUCUCGAUCUUCAUGGGACCUCAAUAAAUCGCAUAUCCGUCUAUCCACAUCAAACCAAGAUUGCUUUGCCGCUGACAGAAAAAUACAAAUCUAUUCUUGUCUUGCAAACUUAUUGUUCAGAGGAAGCGGAUAUCUCAUUGAAGUCGGAUAACAACGUGGUUCCAUUCAUGUGCAGAUUUCCUUUUCAAUAUACGCAGAAGACUUGA